AUGGCCAAGAAGCUCAUCGUGAUCGCCGGAGCGACCGGCAACCAGGGUUCUGCCAUCGCCCGCGGAUUGCUGAAGACGGGAGAUUGGCAUAUCCGUGCCGUGACCAGGAAUGUGAACGGAGACAAGGCACAGAAGCUUGCUGCUGAGGGCAUGGAGGUUGUCCAGGGCGAUUACGAUGACGAAGAAUCUAUGAGAAAGGCCUUUGAUGGAGCGCAAGCCAUCUUCGCCGUGACUAACUGGUGGGAUGGCCUCUUUAGAGGCGCAAGUAUGAGCGAAGCUGGAGAUGUCGAGUACGGCCAAGGUUGCAUGCUCGCGAGGCUGGCGUCUCAAGUGAAGACGUUGGAGCAUUACAUCUGGAGCACACUUCCCAACGGAGAAAAAAUGACAAAGGGCAAGAUCCCUGUUCCCCACUUCGACUACAAGGCCAGGGUCGACGAUUACAUCAAGGAGACCCUGCCGGAAUUGGCGGCUAAGACAACCUUCCUCAUGUUUGGGUUCUACCCCUCCAACUUUGCCUUUUUCCCCAUGUUGAAACCCAUCCCAGUGGGCACUGCGCCGGGAAAAUAUGUCUGGUUGCUUCCAGCGCAUCCUUCGACGCUGUAUCCCAUGGCUGGUGAUAUGAGCAAGGAUCCAGGUGUAUGGGCAAGGCAGAUCCUGGCCAACCCCAAGAUAUCGCAUGGCAAGUACGCCGCUGUUUGCACGGAGGUUGUCCCUCUCGGAAAGGUGCUCGACACAUGGUCUGAAGUUUCAGGAAACAAAGGGAUAUAUGUGCAGGUGGAGCCGCGCAUUGUCAGUGACAUGUUCGGUGUGCCAGGAGAAGAGUUUGUUACAGGAGUAAACUUUGGUGUUGCAGUGCCUGAUUGGUGGGCGCAAGCCAAGGAAUGGGGUCUCUUCCUUACCAUGGAAGAUCUGGGCAUCUCAAAGGACGAGGUGUCCAACCUUCGACAAAGUCUUGAGGCAGUGAAAGAGUUUUUGGGCUAA
Molecule: messenger RNA, 981 nt
Organism: Exserohilum turcica Et28A
Lineage: Eukaryota; Fungi; Ascomycota; Dothideomycetes; Pleosporales; Pleosporaceae
Exons: 3
Coding region: 1-981 (326 amino acids)
Source: RefSeq, a predicted model, not a curated record